AUGGCCCUUGAAGCUCUUUCUUCAAACGAGCUCUUGGAGCUCAUCAUGUGCGGUUCGAACAUGGGCCCAUUUAACAGCGGGCCAUCUGUGGAUCCGCCGCAGGAAACCGCCGCGCCAGAGCCGCCGGCCGGCCGGAGGAAGCGGCGGCGGCGGGCGAGGGCGUGCAAGAACAAAGAAGAGGCGGAGACGCAAAGAAUGACCCACAUUGCCGUCGAGAGGAAUCGCCGGAAGCAGAUGAACGAGCAUCUCGCCGUUCUCCGGUCGCUCAUGCCGGAGUCUUAUGUCCAAAGGGGCGACCAAGCAUCCAUAGUCGGGGGCGCCAUAGAGUUCGUGAAGGAGCUCGAGCACAUUCUCCAAACGUUGGAGGCCAAGAAAUUCACCCUACUAAACGACCCGAACAAGGGCCCGAAUACCAAUAUCAACCGGGACAUGAAGCCCGUGUUCGCGAGCCCGUUCGCCCGAUUUUUCGUGCACCCCCAAAUCACGCGCUCCCACAAUCUUCUCGGAAUCGAUUACGCGUGCCAAUCGAAGUCGGCUGUUGCCGACAUCGAGGUCACGUUGAUCGAGACACACGCAAACAUUCGGAUCCUCACGAGGCGUGGGGUCCGCCAGCUUUCGAGGCUCGUGGCCGCCUUUCACUCUGUCCUCCUCACGAUACUCCACCUCAAUGUGACCACAUCAGACUCGCUCGUGCUCUACUCGAUUAGCGCCAAGGUUGAAGAAGGUUGCCAGCUCAAUUCAGCUGAUGACGUGGCAGGGGCAGUUCACCACAUGCUUAGACUAAUGGAGGAAGAGGCUGUUGCAGGCUUAAAUGUUUAG
Striga hermonthica is the source of this 819-nucleotide messenger RNA. The record is from the annotation of a GenBank genome assembly. Lineage: Eukaryota; Viridiplantae; Streptophyta; Magnoliopsida; Lamiales; Orobanchaceae.